UGGAAAGUGUAUAAUCCAUUGGAUCUUUCGUCGUCGACGCCAUUUGUCUCUGACAUCUCUGCAAAAAGUGCCAGCAAUUUCUUUCGUUUCAAUUUCCUCUGUCCUCGCCGUCUCCGAUCCCAAAACCUGUAACCAUCCUUCUGUCCGGCGAGCCAGGUUUCUGAACAAAAGGAGAUAAAAGAGAAGAGGAAUUCUCCGGCUGUCUCCUUUUUCAUCGCUCUUUCUGGAAUCAUUUGCAAUUUUACUUUCCCCGGCUUUCCACAUCGCCAACAAGCUCCGAUCGACUGCACGAGCCGGCGGUUGUUUUGGGGUCUUCCGGCGAUAUUGAAUUUCCUUCGUUUCGUCCAUUUGGAGGGAAGGAAAUGAAUUUGGAUGGUUUUUGUUGCUAGCAGAUAUGGUUAUAUAGAAUUGUAAAAGGAGGCGGAGGCGGAGGCGGCGGACUUUUUGGGAGAGAAUUGUUUUCCACGGGGGAUUGUAAACGAUGCAUUUCUUCCCUUUCAGCUCAAGCUCUAACAAUGAUGGCGGGAGUCGUAUUCCGGUAUAUCUGAAUGUGUAUGAUCUUACCACUGUAAAUAACUACCUCUAUUGGUUCGGGCUUGGGAUCUUCCAUUCGGGUAUCGAAGGUAGCCCUUCUUCAGUUCCUGGUUUAGCUGUACUAGUUGUGUUUGUUCCCGCCAUGAAUUUUCUCAUUUUGCCAUAUUUUGAUCAUUUUUUAGAACCAUGGUGAAAGUUUGACACUUUUAUCCUUGUAAACUUCUAUUCUGUAGUUAAGUGAAUCAUCUGAGAAGGAGUGAAUUGCUUUUUUUCUUAUGAAAAGAAUGGAGUGAAUCUCAAGGGUUAGCAUUUAAAUCUUCACUAGGUUAUCUUAGGCAUGAAUUCGACUGUUUCUCAUGUUCACAGAUGAGUGUCGUUAUGUGAAAUUGACUUAAGAGAAGGAAACUUCAGUGAGGGGCUAACAUUCAUAGGAAACUUUAGUGUCUAUCAAAAGAGGAAUCAAAUCAGGGAAGUCCAUCCUUAAAUUAGCAAGUAAUUCCCUUGUGCUGAAUGUCUAGGACUGUCCAAGUGUCAAAAGACUAGAAUGUGAGUUGAUUUGUUUCUUAGGUGGGCGGGCAAUGAGUUACCAUUCUUAAAUUCUUUAUGCAACUUAGGCUAUGAGGAGCCAUAAUGCAAGGAUAAGAUGCGUAGACUACUUACUAUGUUAGAUGCUAGUUUUAGAAAACAAUUUAUGAAGCACCAAAACUUUCAAAUGUUUUAACGCUAUUGCAAUGUUAUAACUUAUGUGGCACAUGAAUGAGUAAAUCAUUUAUUAUCUGGACAAAUACAUGGUUUAGUGUUGAUGCUUGUCUCUCUUCAGUAUACUUUAUGUCUGAUAUAAUAGAGUGAUUUAAUUUUAGAAUUGGUGAUAAUUGCUGUUUUGAAUGUAUUGGUUGUCUGAUUUUCUUUAGCUUGUUUUCAGCCUUUGCUUUGGGGAUUUACCCUGCUAUCCUAUCCUGCGAUAGCCUUGAUCUCCUUGCUUCUGUCUGCAUCUUGUUUUUUCCCCUCGCCCUGCUCCCUACUUGUUAGCUGAUAGUUUGCAAGUUGCCUGUUGGGAGAGUUUGUAUUUGUUCUUGUGUUUGUUUGUCCCUUUCUUUCUCGAUUAUGAAAAUGAUAUCACCAUUACCACAAAAAAAGGAUCUUGCAUAGAUGGCAGUUACAAUCAGGAAUCGGAAAUGUUACUAUGCUAUGCAUUUAAGUAAAUUACUUCAAAUCUUACUGAUUAUGGUGUCUAUAAUGUGUUUUGACAAUUUCAAUUGGAUUCGAUAAUCAGUCCAUGGGAUGGAGUUUAGUUUUGGAGCACAUGAGUACCCUAGCAGUGGGAUAUUUGAGGUGGAACCACGAAGUUGUCCAGGCUUCAUCUUUCGACGAGCAGUGUUGCUGGGCAACACCAGCUUGUCACGGGAAGAAGUUCAGGCAUUAAUGGAACACCUUUCAUCAGACUACCAUGGUGAUUGUUAUCAUUUGAUUGCCAAGAAUUGCAAUCACUUCACAAGUGAAGCGUGCGUGAGAUUAACUGGAAAGCCAAUUCCAGGAUGGAUAAAUCGGAUGGCUCGGUUAGGUUCCUUCUGCAAUUGUCUACUGCCAGAGAGCAUUAAGGUAGCACCAGUUCGACAUGUACCUGAACACGCCGGAUAUUCUGAUGAUGACGCCUCAGGAUCUAUCAUAUCAUCCGCUUCAUUGGCCAGCGACGAAGAGAAUUCAAAUCACCAUCUGCUGCCCAUACCCAAUGGCGAGGUUGAAUUUAUAAAGGAAAAAGAAAAACCAAUCAGGCUAGCCAAAGAUAUACUGUAGAAGAUGUUUUCUUGUUUCUGUGAGAUGUAGAGAAACUUAAAGACUCUUUGUUCCCACUCUUGUUUGGUUUGCCACUGGAUGUUUGUAUGAUUUUCCCAUUGAACUCAGGAUCGGUACAGAACCUGAUAAAAAGACGCGGGAGGAGGGAUGAGACCACAUUGAGAAUACAUUUGAUCUGAUAUGAUCUGAUUCGACCCGCUUGUGUUCGUUGUUUGUAAGGGUUUAUAGUCCUACAUCUGUCUGAUUCAAAUAUCGGUUUGUUCCGAUG
Messenger RNA from Linum tenue, 2596 nucleotides. The record is from the annotation of a GenBank genome assembly. NCBI's taxonomy places the organism in Eukaryota, Viridiplantae, Streptophyta, Magnoliopsida, Malpighiales, Linaceae.